Messenger RNA from Miniopterus natalensis, 2959 nucleotides. RefSeq names its product FGFR1 oncogene partner 2 (gene FGFR1OP2). The record is from RefSeq and is a predicted model, not a curated record. Gene Ontology annotation, biological process: response to wounding. NCBI's taxonomy places the organism in Eukaryota, Metazoa, Chordata, Mammalia, Chiroptera, Miniopteridae.
CAAAUAAAUCUCUUGACUCUGCCUCCCGCGGUGACGCAAGGAAGGAAAUCUCGCGAGGUUGGAGCGCUGUGGCAGCGCUAGUCGGACGCGGUUCCCCGUCCAGUGAUGGGGCCGGUCCCUGCAGACCCCCAAGCUGCCCGCCGCCUGCGUCUGCCGCGCUCUGCAUCUGCUCGCUGAAGAAGCUGGACGGGCGCGAGGACUCUCCCUCCCUUUGAGUGCGUGGAUCCCCCUUGGCAGAGGCUUGAGUCCUGAUCGCCACGGCUGACGGCUGCGAGGGACCGAGACCAGAAUAUUCCUUUAGAAAUGAGUUGCACAAUUGAAAAGGCACUUGCUGACGCUAAAGCCCUCGUUGAAAGACUGAGAGAUCAUGACGACGCAGCAGAGUCUCUGAUUGAGCAGACCACGGCGCUCAACAAGCGAGUAGAGGCGAUGAAGCAGUAUCAGGAAGAAAUUCAAGAACUUAAUGAAGUUGCAAGACAUCGGCCACGGUCCACAUUAGUUAUGGGAAUCCAGCAAGAAAACAGGCAGAUCAGAGAACUGCAGCAAGAGAACAAAGAAUUACGUACAUCCCUGGAAGAGCAUCAGUCUGCCUUGGAACUUAUAAUGAGCAAGUAUCGUGAGCAAAUGUUUAGAUUGCUAAUGGCUAGCAAAAAAGAUGAUCCGGGUAUAAUAAUGAAGUUAAAAGAGCAGCACUCCAAGAUUGACAUGGUACAUCGUAACAACUCCGAAGGAUUCUUCCUUGAUGCAUCUCGUCACAUCCUUGAAGCACCUCAACAUGGACUGGAGAGGAGGCACUUGGAAGCAAAUCACAAUGAAUUACAAGCACAUGUUGACCAGAUAACUGAAAUGGCAGCAGUAAUGAGGAGAGCCAUUGAAAUUGAUGAGCAACAGGGAUGUAAGGAGCAGGAAAGAAUAUUUCAGCUUGAACAAGAAAACAAAGGAUUGAGAGAGAUCCUUCAAAUAACCCGAGAAUCAUUUUUGAACCUUAGAAAAGAUGACUUAUCAGAAAGCACAUCUUUGUCAGCAUUAGUGACCAAUAGUGACCUGAGUCUGAGGAAGAGCUGAAGAGUCUGAGCUUCUUAUAAGGCUCCAAAUGAUCCCUGGGACUGGCCUACUGAAGUAAAUGAAUUAACAGGAAAAUCAAUCUCAAGCUACAUUUUUUUUUCCUCUAUGAUAUGUACAGUGCACUGGCAAUGACAUUUUUAAGAGAGAACAAAAGAAAAAUGCAUAGUUCAUGGUCAGAGACUUUAUUCCAAAAAAUAAUUGAAAAGUAGAAACUAAGACUUUGUUAAUUGCUGAACAAAUUGAAGAUUUUCCCAAUGACUGCUGAACAUAUCAAGAGCUUUCAGUCAUGCCGUUGGCUUUCUGGGUGAUACUUGGAUAAACAGGAAUAUUCCCAUUUAAUGUUUGGGAAUUCAUGAAGUUAUCCCAAUUUUAAAAUGCAGAUUUUGCCAGUUUGGUGAAUGGAAGAUCAUCAUACUAUAUUUUAUCUUCCCUGUUUGGUGUCAGAGUUAACAAAUAGCUUGUGUACCAUGAGACUUCAGCUUUAAUGAUUGCCUAUCUACCUUCCCAUUAAUUUAAAUUUUUGUCAAAGAAAAUUCAGUCUGAAAGGCUGUAGGAAUGUUUUAGAUAAACCAUAAACAAAAGAGGUAAUUUAAUUUUAGCUAACUUACCAUAAUUACUACUCAGCAAACAAUUGUUAAUAAUUCUAAGCAUAUGAAAUAGCGUUUCAGGAAUGAAAAAGAAGGAAUACUACUUUCUAAGAAAGAUCUUAUAAGACACAUAUUUAGUAGGUUAAACUACUCCCUUGAAAGAAUAAGUUUUGGUUUUAAAUCAGUAAUAAAGAUGAGAUUUUUUCUCUUCUCUCGUUGAUUUUUAAGGAUAUUUUGUAGCUCAUUUAGCUAACAAAGUUAAAUGUUUGAUAAAGGAAGCCAGGUAUGGUUAUUUCAAAGUAAACUGGGAAAUCCUCUGCCUCAUAGAGCCCUUUUUUAAAAGUAUUAAGAGAGAGAGAGAAAGUAAAUUAAAAUUAAAAAAGUAUUUUUUGGAUCUGUUCUUAAGUACCAUGUGGUCCUCAUAACCGAUAAGAUUUUUCUUAUAACCUUUCAGUUAAACAGGGACAAAAAAUAUCAAUGGAGUUAGAAGUAUUUGUUUUAUUUUUUUAUAAAAUAUAUAUCCAGUUAUGUAAGUUUUUAAAAGCCACCAGAAAUAGAAAUAUGCUUUAACAUCAAUUGAAAUCUAAAUUUUUCUUAUUUUGUGGUGAUUAUAGAAUAAAAGGAUAAAAGAAGAGUGUCAGAUAUGAUUAAAUAUAUUAUGCUCAUUUAUAUUAAAUAUUAACAUUAGCACAAUAGAAAAUUUACUUUUGAGUAUAAAUUUGUUAAAUAUUUACAUGGUAAUUUUUAUGUAUAAUUCAUAUAUUGGUAAAAUUAAAAACUACUUUUCAGAAUUUUUCUAUUAAGUUUGGGGUAAGUAGGGUCGAUGGGGCUGAUUGAAUAGAAAAGGGCUAUUGACCCAGACAUUAAAUUGAUUUUUGUUCUCAUUCAGUGGCCUUAAUGUUUUAUAAUAAGUGACCAUUUUUUUUAACUUUUCUAUUCAUUUUUGGGAAAGUAUCCCUUAAUUUGAUGGCACAUUCAUUCAUUCAUACAGUUUUUAUCCCAAGUUAGAAUUAAAGAAAAUAAGCUACACAGUUGAAAUUAAGACUGAGGCAGUUCAUUGAGGCAGCUCUAUCAUAAAACAUUAUUUGAUAAAUAAUUAUUUUUGUAAACAAAUACGUUGAGUUAAUUUAUUCUUAGUCUUCUUACUUGGAUAUAAUUUUAAGAUAUUGGUGUUUAAAAACAUUUACUUUGUUAUAUAAAAACAGUUUUCCAUCCCAUACUUAUUUGUUAAGCAGAACCUUAACUCUAUGUCAGAAGGUAUGUAGUGCAUAGGAACCUAUUUUAUCAAUAAAGAUGAGUGAUUAAAA